AUGGCGCGCGUCUACGCAGAUGUCAACCAGCAGAUGCCACGGUCAUACUGGGACUAUGAUAGUGUGAACAUCACCUGGGGAGUGUUGGAGAACUAUGAGGUGGUACGCAAGAUCGGUCGAGGGAAAUACUCAGAAGUCUUCGAGGGCAUCAACGUUGUCAACUACCAGAAGUGUGUCAUCAAGGUGCUGAAGCCGGUGAAGAAGAAGAAGAUAAAGAGAGAGAUCAAGAUCUUGCAAAACCUGUCUGGGGGACCCAAUAUUGUUGCGUUGCUGGAUGUUGUCAGGGACAACCAGAGCAAAACACCAUCUCUCAUUUUCGAGUACGUCAACAAUACCGAUUUUCGAAGUCUCUACCCGAAGUUUGUUGACUACGAUGUACGAUUUUAUAUCCAUGAGCUCUUGAAGGCGCUGGACUUUUGCCAUAGCAAAGGCAUAAUGCACCGAGACGUUAAGCCUCAUAAUGUUAUGAUCGAUCACGAAAACCGGAAGUUACGACUCAUUGAUUGGGGUCUUGCCGAGUUCUACCACCAAGGGACAGAGUACAACGUGCGAGUCGCGUCGAGGUAUUUCAAAGGCCCUGAACUUCUUGUCGAUUUCCAAGAGUAUGAUUACUCUCUCGACAUGUGGUCAUUGGGUGCAAUGUUUGCUUCGAUGAUCUUCCGGAAAGAGCCGUUCUUUCAUGGAAACAGCAACUCGGAUCAAUUGGUCAAGAUUGCCAAGGUUCUUGGUACAGAGGACCUAUUCGACUACCUUGAUAAAUAUGAUAUUGAGCUGGACCAAACGUAUGAUGAUAUCCUGGGACGAUUCCCAAAGAAGAGCUGGCACAGCUUUGUCACUACCGAGAACCAAAGGUUUGUCAGUAAUGAGGCCAUUGAUUUCUUAGAUAAGUUACUACGAUAUGACCACCAGGAGCGAUUGACGGCGAAGGAAGCCAUGGCUCAUCCUUACUUUGAACCUGUUCGAGCCAACGAAAGAGCGCGUGCCCUCCCUUCUAGUGAAGCCAGCUUGUCAUAA
Amorphotheca resinae ATCC 22711 is the source of this 1014-nucleotide messenger RNA. RefSeq lists its product as hypothetical. The record is from RefSeq and is a predicted model, not a curated record. Lineage: Eukaryota; Fungi; Ascomycota; Leotiomycetes; Helotiales; Amorphothecaceae. Gene Ontology annotation, cellular component: nucleus; protein kinase CK2 complex; cytosol. The coding region runs from base 1 to 1014 and encodes 337 amino acids. The transcript is spliced from 6 exons. Gene Ontology annotation, molecular function: ATP binding; protein serine/threonine kinase activity. Gene Ontology annotation, biological process: regulation of transcription by RNA polymerase I; regulation of transcription by RNA polymerase III; protein phosphorylation.